AUGUCUCUUGCAAAGCAGCCCAUAAAAGAUGUUGGGAUCAGUGGCAUAGAGGUAUAUUUUCCAAAAAACUUCGUCAGUCAGUCGGAUAUGGAGAAGUUUGAUGGUUGUUCAGCGGGGAAGUAUACGAUUGGACUCGGUCAAGAGCAGAUGGGUUUUUGUGCUGACAAUGAGGACAUAGUUUCCAUAGCACUCACAGUCACUGACGCGUUGCUGCGGAAUUACAGUAUUGAUCCAAACUCUAUCGGCUUUCUUGCUGUCGGCACUGAAACUAUCAUUGACAAAAGCAAGAGCGUGAAGACUGAACUAAUGCGGUUAUUCGGUAAUAAUAAUGAUAUUGAGGGUGUCGACGUAAAGAACGCUUGUUUUGGGGGCACCCAAGCGGUAUUCCAUGCUGUUGACUGGAUAUAUGCGAAUUACCUUACAGAAGGAAGAAAUGCAAUCGUUGUUCUUGCUGAUGUAGCUGUUUACGAGGCAGGACCAGCGAGGUGUACUGGAGGGGUGGGAGCAAUCGCAGUACUAAUCACACCAGAUGCUCCGGUAUCCUUUGAUCGUGGGCUUAGAGCCACGUACAUGACAGGCACGUGGGAUUUUUAUAAACCAAUUGGUAAAUGUUCGACGGAAUAUCCAAUUGUUGAUGGUCCACUUAGCUUACAGUACUACAUGAAGUACAUAUCUUUGUCGUCUUUCUCAGCAGCAAUGUUUCAUUCGCCUUUUAGUCGCAUGGUGCAGAAAGCAUUAGCUCGGUUGGCGUAUAGGUGUCUUGUUUUUCAACUUUCCUAUGCAUCAGAAGGAAACCGUUUUCUCUCUGUUUUCAGGGAUUACGAAAGUGGGAAGCUAGCCGGCGACAAAACAUUAUGGAAGGAAAAGACGUAUCCAUUUCUUGAGCUGAAUCGUCGUAUUGGAAAUAUGUACACUUCAUCUCUUUUUGCUCAACUCAUAGCGUAUCUGGCUUCUGGCGAUAAUUUGAAUCGAAUAUUGUUCUUCGCAUAUGGUAGUGGCUCGGCGUCGGCAAUGUUUUCUGCAAGUAUUGUGUCUCGUCUUGCGGUAAGCUUUUUCUUCCUGAAAAGCUUUAAUUCAUUUAAAGUUUGUUUGUCAAGCUUUGUAAUUUGCCUGCCUUAA
Molecule: messenger RNA, 1119 nt
Organism: Angiostrongylus costaricensis
Lineage: Eukaryota; Metazoa; Nematoda; Chromadorea; Rhabditida; Metastrongylidae
Source: the annotation of a GenBank genome assembly